Molecule: messenger RNA, 1822 nt
Organism: Penaeus chinensis
Lineage: Eukaryota; Metazoa; Arthropoda; Malacostraca; Decapoda; Penaeidae
Product: probable glutamate receptor
Exons: 13
Coding region: 505-1617 (370 amino acids)
Cellular component (GO): membrane
Molecular function (GO): glutamate-gated receptor activity
Source: RefSeq, a predicted model, not a curated record
AUAACUGCGUCAACGAUGAUUAACAACACAAAUCUCGACGUACAUAUUCGUGUCCCUCGCAACAUACUAUGUCAAACGCAUGCGUGUUACAAGAACGGCUAUAAAAGAGUAGGGAGUUACAAGAACGACAACAGAAGAAGCGUAAGAGGCGCACGUCGGCGAGGCAGGAGCGAGUCGAGGGCCUCGAUUUUCAUUAUUCAUCAGGUCUGGUAAUGCCGAAAUCACAUCUGCGGGCGUGGAUUAUGGGCGCCGCAAUCCCUCAAUGGGCGUGCGGCUUGGGAUCGAUCGUGGUGUGUCUGUUUGUAUUAACGCAGCCUGUCUUCAGCAUAAGGCCAGCAUGGUGGACCGAGGCAGAAGUUGGGCUCCAAAGCCGCCAAUCCGCUGAAAUUUAAGUUCUCUCGAGCUCCCCACCUCCGCAUCGCCGCCGAGUCCUGGCCCCCGCACGUGCAGGUGCAGAAGGUCGAGGCGGAAGGAGGCCAGCUGGUCACGAGAGCAGCUGGGCCAAUGGCGAACUUCCUUGACGUUCUUGCGAAGUCUCUGAACUUCACGUACAGCGUGGUACUGGGCGACGGGUAUUGGGGAGCGCCAGAUGCUAAUGGGACCUGGAACGGAAUGAUAGGGAUGUUGCUGAGGGAGGAGGCUGACUUCGGCCUGGGUCCGUUCGGGAUGACGCAUGCGCGAAGCGAGGUGGUGGACUUCACGAUGCCCAUCUUCAGAGAGGUCCUGCACAUCCUAGUAUCCCGACCCCGGCCUGAACCCGACCCCUGGGGUUUCCUUGCCCCCCUCUCGUGGCACGUCUGGGUGGCACUAGCACUGUCAUGCCUCGUGAUUGCUGUCGUGGCUGUGUCGGUGGUGUGGACCCUUGGCUUCGGCGGCCCUUCGAGCAUCCAGCAGCAUCUGUGGGCUGUUUACCGCAUCUUCUUAUCCCAGACUCUGACGUGGGUGCCAGCAGGCUUGUCGCUCCGUGUUACCCUCUGGCUUUGGCUUACCACCGUCCUGGUCGUGAUGCGGAGUUACAGCGGUGCUCUGACGUCGCUGUUGGCUGUUCGGACGGUGCCCAUCAAGUACGACUCCCUGGAAGACGUGUUGAAGGAUUCUAGCAUCACAUUGCUUUUGGAAGGAUCAACUGCUCUCACCGGUCACCUGCAGACGGCGAAUGAGGGCUUGUAUGGACAGCUCGCCGAGGCCGUUCGAACGCGCGGCAGGACAAUCCGAGCAAGCAGGAUGCAGGAGGAGGCCUACGCGCACAUCCCCCACGGGCGCCACGCCAUGUUUCUGGAGGCUGUGGGUUGUAACAAAGUCUAUUCGGACCACUUUAGUAGGACAGGGCAGUGUGAUUUCUACAUGUCGCGAGGAGUAUUCUGGAAGCUUUUCUACGCUCUCGUUGUACCGAAGGACAGUCCUCUCCGGGAACUCAUCAACGCUAGGAUUUUGGCUCUGCGGGAAUUUGGCAUUUACGAACGCUGGGCGCUGGAUCAAGUGCCCAACAGAACUCACUGCCUCAAACUUCCCACGAAACUCAAGCUUCAGGAACCCUACAGCCUGCUAGGCCUUUGGUCUUUGCAGUCUUCGGGACGGGCAUGGCAAUCGCUGUCAUCGCUUUCGGCCUCGAGUUAAUCACCAGUUCGCUCGGACUUCAGGAAAGAGACUGAAGGAGAUUUGACAGGAGCGUCGGGGAGACAACUGGGUGAAUCGGCGAGGACUUUGCAGCAUGUUUUUUUUUUUUUUUUUCUUUGUUUUUGUCUUUUUAGUUUUUGAUCUUUAUUGAUUUAUCUGUUUCUCUCUGUCUCUGUGUGACUGGGUCUUUCUCUGUCUCUGUCUG